UCCCUCUUACCUUGCCUACCUUUCUGGUGGGCUCCUUCUGUAUCGCCGUUCCGUAGACACAGCAACAUCGAAAACAGCUAAGUGGGCAGUUCCGGGUUUGGGGCUGGAAUUGGGGCGGACUCUCGGAGCGGGCUACUCUCGGGAACCCGCCAUCUCCUGCGGCAACCGCCGCUGCGGCUAACCCCUCCAGGGCAGGGAAGGAAAACGCUGUGGAAAGGCUCGCGCAGUCCCAGUGCCCCUCGUCAGCUAGAACGUUUCUGCCAAGUCUUGGAGAGCUUUAUGCUCGGAAAGGAAGAGGAACUGGCACACACACAAAUAUAUAUCUACACCUAUAUAUUUACAUGCAUGUAUAUCAGAUAGGAGAGUGUUGACUUUUUGUCAGCUUAACUGAACAAGUGACAGUUUUGCCGGAGUCCCCUUAAGCCCGAGUCAUGUCGCCCCCAACUAUGCCCCCGAUGGGCGUUGAUGGCGUGUCGGCGUACCUGAUGAAGAAGAGGCACACCCACAGGAAGCAGCGGCGCAAGCCCACUUUCCUCACUCGUAGGAACAUAGUAGGCUGCCGCAUUCAACAUGGCUGGAAAGAAGGGAACGAGCCGGUGGAGCAGUGGAAGGGCACAGUGCUCGAGCAGGUUUCGGUGAAGCCUACUCUCUACAUAAUCAAAUAUGAUGACAAAGAUAGUGUGUAUGGACUAGAACUGCACCGCGAUAAGAGAGUUUUAGCGCUAGAGAUCCUUCCUGAGAGAGUGCCAACCCCUCGCAUUGAUUCGCGUUUGGCAGAUUCCCUAAUUGGCAAGGCAGUGGGGCAUGUGUUUGAGGGCGAGCAUGGUACGAAGGAUGAAUGGAAGGGCAUGGUCCUGGCUCGAGCCCCUGUGAUGGACACUUGGUUUUACAUCACCUAUGAGAAAGACCCCGUCCUUUAUAUGUACACGUUGCUGGACGACUACAAAGAUGGAGACCUACGCAUCAUUCCAGAAUCCAACUACUAUUUCCCUACGGCAGAAAGGGAACCUGGAGAGGUGGUCGACAGCCUGGUGGGCAAGCAGGUUUAACUCUUUGACCCAUCUGGAAUUUACUUUUGUAUUUAAGAAGGUAGAGGAGCAACAAUACAUUUUUCACAUUGGACACCUUAUUAUACUCUUUUAUAUUAGAUGAAUCAUGUGUUUUCAAAUUCUUAAACCAAUUACCACAUUG
This is a messenger RNA of Condylura cristata (star-nosed mole), 1191 nucleotides long. RefSeq names its product spindlin family, member 4 (gene SPIN4). The record is from RefSeq and is a predicted model, not a curated record. Gene Ontology annotation, biological process: regulation of DNA-templated transcription; gamete generation. The transcript has 2 exons. Lineage: Eukaryota; Metazoa; Chordata; Mammalia; Eulipotyphla; Talpidae. The coding region runs from base 432 to 1049 and encodes 205 amino acids. Gene Ontology annotation, cellular component: nucleoplasm; cytosol.